Messenger RNA from Fomitopsis serialis, 12237 nucleotides. Its product is annotated as fatty acid synthase. Lineage: Eukaryota; Fungi; Basidiomycota; Agaricomycetes; Polyporales; Fomitopsidaceae. Gene Ontology annotation, molecular function: magnesium ion binding; fatty acid synthase activity; holo-[acyl-carrier-protein] synthase activity. Gene Ontology annotation, biological process: long-chain fatty acid biosynthetic process. The record is from RefSeq and is a predicted model, not a curated record. Gene Ontology annotation, cellular component: fatty acid synthase complex. The coding region runs from base 1 to 12237 and encodes 4078 amino acids. The transcript is spliced from 36 exons.
AUGAUCCCUCUGCCCCCCGAGCUCACGGACCGUAUCAUCGACUAUCUACACCUGGAUGUCCAUGCUCUCCGCGCGUGUGCUUUAACAUGUCGCGCCUGGUUGCCUGGAGCUCGCUACCACCGUUUUCGUACUCUCAACGUCGCGAACGACACAGCCCUAACAGCGUUCGAAGUCCUCGUAGCUUCUUCGCCGGCGAUAGGCCCCAUCGUCGAAGACCUACGGAUAUAUUACUGCACUUUUGAACAGCUCCGCUCUGCCUUACCCUUGCUUCCGACCGUCAGGCGGCUCGAGCUCCACCACGGCAUGUUCAGGGACUUCAGCCUGGGCGACCCCGCAGCUAUCGGCGUCAAGCUUCCUGCCCUGCGCGAGUUGACCAUGGGAUACUGCGUUUUGCCUUUGGCAGCGCUAUCACAGCUGCUGUGCUCCUUCACUGGGCUCGAAAGCGUCUCACUAUCCCAGAUUUACGGUUUUGAGUCCGUUAACACCUCCGUCGUCGGGCGUGUAGACGCUUUGCACACUCUGCGGUUGAGGUAUACUUACAGCGACCUGUCAACUGAUGAGGAACACCUCGUCGGUUGGCUCAUCGGCACACUCCAACCUAAUCAACUUCAGGCGCUGCAUAUCAGUCGUGUUCGUGACCCAGGGCUUAUUCAACCCCUGCUCGAUGCCUUCGAGACUGCUAGGGAUACUGCGUUCACGCUCGAGCCUUGCACCAACCUACGCCUUGUAUCGAUCGAGCUCGGCAUUCACUGGCGAAUGUCGGAACCAUCGACGUAUCUAUUGUGGUUCAGCGUGCUCAUAUCUCAACUCAACUCACCCUUCCUCGAGACGAUCACUCUGACGGUUAUUGCCACGUCUUUGGUCGGCCCGGUUCUCUGGCGCUUCGAUGAUCUCCAAGCGUUGGAUUGGAGAAGCAUCAACCGCACGCUAGGAAGGGCGGUUUCCAAGGAUCUACGGGUGCCCUGGAGCCCCGUCGAGGAAGCCCCCCAGGAUCCGGUCUUCGCGGAGCUCCGUGAUGCUCAGAUCAACGCUCGCGUGCCAUCGUCUUCGCUGGACGAUCUUCUGAAGGGAACGUGUCUGGCUAUGUACGAACGCAAUGCAUCCAAUAUCUGCUCGUGGCUUGAGCCUGAACCGAUCUAUACUGGAAUUACAUCACAAUCGACGGCUAACCACCCCACUUUUGACUGGAGGGUCAAGCAUGCGAAGGCGUGGAUAAUCGUCCAGUCGUUCUUUGUGAGCGAAGUCACCGCGGUGCUGGAUCCUACUCUAUGCAGAGCUGACCUACUCACACGGCGAUUCGUCGACAGCGUAUACUUCAUCGAUAUCAUCACUCCCCACAGUAUGUCAAGCGGACUAUCGUCGAAGGACGAUCAAUCAUUGAUCGUAGACGUGUCUAUCCCUAUCUCCACGGAAACCAACGAGUGGACUGCCGCCGAAGUCCUUCGCGAUGAAUUUACCCACGACGACACACUCCAUACCCCCACGCAAUCCGAGGAUGUGAAGCAGGCGACCAUAGAGCUCUUCGCCCGCUUCCUGCGAUUCGUCGUGCAAAACGUAGACGCCGACUGUCACCGUACCCCCGUGCUCUGCAAGGCGGUCAACCACUUCACUUCGUCCUACUUGUCGCAGCAGGACGUGUAUACUGUUGCGGGGGCUCUUGACGUAGACGUGCGCAAGACUGUGCUUGCGAGCUACUUCCAGGCUCUGGGAGCCUUAGAGGAAAGGAAUGUCGCUGGUAUCUCCUAUGCGCCAGCACCCGCGCUUUUCACAGCGUCUGACGCGUCAAUCUACGCGUUGUUUGGUGGACAGGGUACGAACGAGGUCUAUUUCGACGAGCUGCAAUCGCUUUACGACACGCACACGCCUUACGUCUCGUCUUUCCUGGCUGAGAUGACACAAGUACUUCGCCCUCUCGUCGACGGUCUCGCGUCGUCAACCUAUUACACGCAUGGCCUGGACGUCAUCUCCUGGUUGACUGGUGCUACGCCGCGCCCCCCUAUUGCGUACCUCGCGUCCGUCCCCGUAUCCCUGCCCCUCAUCGGGCUCACGCAACUCACCCAAUACCUGGUUACUUGCCGUGUUGCGCGUAUCGGCCCCGGCGAGAUGCGCAAGAAACUACAGGGCGCGACCGGUCACUCCCAAGGUGUCGUCUCCGCCGUGGUCGUCGCGGCCUCGACGAGCAUCGAGUCAUACUUCGAGAACAGCAAGAAGGGAAUGAAGUGGCUGUUCUACUGCGGCUACCGCGGCCAGCAGGCAUUCCCGGUGCUCGCGCUCGAGCCGAGCAUCGUGGAAGACGCAAUCGAGGGCGGCGAGGGCGCGCCGAGCCCCAUGUUGCUCGUGGCAGGGCUCGCCCUCAAGGAUCUCGAGAAGCACGUUCAGAGCACGAAUAAGCAUCUCCCGGCGAACUCGCAGCUGCGCGUGUCGCUCCACAACGCGCCGAAGGCGUUCGUCGUCACGGGCCCUGCGCGCGCCCUGUACGGCCUCGUCACCCACCUGCGCAAGGUCCGCGCCCCGAACGGCCUUGAUCAGAGCAAGAUACCGUUCUCGCAGCGGAAGCCCGUGUUCUCUGUGCGCUUCUUGGUGGUCGGCGUGCCCUACCACAGCGAGUACCUCAAGGGGAUGACGGAGAAGCUGUUCGAGGAGGACUUGGAUGGUGAGGAGCUGUGGACGAAGGAGGACCUGGGUAUGGCUGUUUAUCAUACCGAGACCGGUAAUGAUCUGCGCGAGCUUACGACGUCCCUGACGUGCUCCCUGGGUGACCAGAUUUUCACUUCUCCGCUGCACUGGGCGAAGGCUACGAACUUCCCCGAGACCGCUACGCACGCUAUUGACUUCGGUCCGGGUGGCCUCAGCGGCGUCGGUCCUAUGACGGCGCGAAACCUCAACGGUCGCGGUGUCCGCGUCAUCGUCGCGGGAGACAAGUCGAGGGGCGUCGUUGAGUUGUACGACGCGCAGACGGUGAAGAGGGAGGAAUGGUGGAGCAAGAAGUUCAUGCCCAGUCUCGUCAAGACGAGCGAUGGCAAAAUCCACCUCGACACGCCGUUCUCCCGUCUCCUGGGCAAGCCGCCAAUCAUGGUGGCUGGUAUGACACCUACGACCGUCAAGGCUGGUUUCGUCAGCGCUGUCCUGGCGGCUGGGUACCACGUCGAGCUUGCUGGUGGCGGUCACUACAACGCUGCUGCGCUCCGCGCGAAGGUCGCCGAGAUCCAGAGCAAGAUCCCCGCUGGUGUCGGUAUCACUCUCAACUCGCUUUACAUCAACCCGCGCCAGUUCGGCUUCCAAUUCCCCCUAUGGCAGGAAAUGCGUCGCGAGGGCUUGCCCAUUGAGGGCUUCUGUGUCGCUGCCGGUAUCCCCAGCACGGAGAAAGCAGCCGAGAUCAUCGGUGGUCUCGAGGCGGCGGGCAUCCGUCACGUUUCGUUCAAGCCCGGAUCCGUCGACGGCAUCCGUCAGGUCGUCAACAUCGCCGCUGCUAACCCAGACUUCCCUAUCAUCCUGCAGUGGACGGGUGGCCGUGCGGGUGGUCAUCACUCGUGCGAGGACUUCCACCAGCCGAUUCUGUCUACAUAUCAUUCGAUCCGCCAGCACAGCAACAUCUCGCUCGUCGCCGGCUCUGGAUUCGGUGGUGCGGACGAUGUCUGGCCGUACCUUACUGGUGACUGGUCCGUCGAGAAGUUCGGGAUGCAGCCCAUGCCGUUCGACGGUUUCCUCUUCGCGUCUCGCGUCAUGGUCGCCAAGGAGGCGCACACGAGCUCUUCGGUCAAGGACCUCAUCGUCGCCGCGAAGGGUGUCGAUGAUGCGCAAUGGGAAGGCACGUACGCGAAGGAGACCGGCGGCAUCGUGACCGUCAAGUCCGAGCUCGGCGAGCCCAUCCACAAGGUCGCCACGCGCGCCGUGAAACUGUGGAAGGAGUUCGACGAGACCGUGUUCAAGAUGCCGAAGGAGAAGCGCGCUGCGUGGAUCAACGAGAGGCGUGCGGAGAUCAUCGCGAAGCUGAACAAGGACUUCGCGAAGCCGUGGUUCGGGUGGAAGAAGGACGGCAGCGUCGUCGAGGACAUCGCCGACAUGACCUACGAGGAGGUCGUCCUCCGCAUGGUCCGUCUCAUGUAUGUCGAGCACGAGGAGCGUUGGGUCGACCUGUCGCUCAGGAACCUGACGGGUGAUUGGCUCCGCCGCGUGGAGGAGCGCUUCGCGGGCAUUGACCGAGGAUCGAAGGCGUCAAUUCUACAGUCGUAUUCUUCUUUGGACAAGCCCAUCGACUUCGUCAAGCUGUUCUUCGCGACGUAUCCGGCUGCGACCGAGCAGCUCCUGGCGUCGGAGGACAAAGCGUUCUUCCUCGCUAUCUCGCAGCGCCCAGGCCAGAAGCCGGUGCCGUUCAUCCCCGUCCUCGACGCGAACUUCGAGGUUUGGUUCAAGAAGGACUCACUGUGGGCAGCCGAGGACAUCGAGGCUGUCUUCGACCAGGACCCGCAGCGAGUGUGCAUCCUCCAGGGGCCUGUCGCGGUGAAGCAUGCUAUCAAGAAGGACGAGCCGAUCAAGGAGAUGCUCGACAAUAUCACCGCUAUCCUCGUCGACAAGUUGGUGCAGCGCCUCUACGGCGGCGACCUCAGUCGCAUCCCGACCGCUGACUAUCUCAGUGUCAGGGCUUCUCCUCUCCCGGAGAGCAUCGCUGCCUCGCUUGGCGCUGAGCGCUCUGUCGAGGCCGACAAGAUCACGUAUUCUGUUGGGAGCACCUGGCCCGAGGCGUCGACCUGGCUUGAGAUGCUCGCCGGCCCUCGUCAAAGUUGGCUCAGGGCCCUCCUUACGUCGACGACUAUCGUGCAGGGUACCUCGCACAUCGACAACCCCAUCCGCCGCCUCUUCGCUCCUCGUCGGAAUCAGAAGGUCGUCCUGACCUUGGACGGCGAGACGCCUGUGUCCGUCGCUCUCUACGGCGCCGCUCGUUCGUACGGCCAGCACAAGUCCGACUUCAAGGCCGUCGAGGUCAAGUAUCAUUCGGCGUCUCAGUCGAUCGACAUAACGCUGUUCGAGGACCGUCGCGACGUCUCGGUGCCUCUUCACUUCAAGUUCCUCUACAAGCCGAGCAUGGGCUUCGCUCCCAUCCAUGAGGUUGCUGAGGGCCGUAACACGCGUAUCAAGGACUUCUACUGGAGGCUGUGGUUCGGCGACAAUGAGGUGCUCCCCGAGAUCAACCUCCGCGACACGUUUACGGGUCCUGAGGUCACGAUUGAGGCGAAUGACGUCGAGACCUUCUGCGCAGUGGUAGGCAAUGAAGGCGAGGCGUUCAAGACAGCGCGGACGGACCGCGUCCAGGCUCCGAUGGACUUCGCGAUCGUUACUGGCUGGCAGGCCAUCAUGAAGGCAAUCUUCCCGGCUGCCAUCGACGGCGAUUUGCUCAAGUUGGUUCACCUUUCGAACGGGUUCCGCGUCGUCGAGGGUACGGAGCCACUCAAGGCCGGCGACGUCUGCAAGUCGGAGGCUCGUAUCGUCUCUGUGGCCAACAGCGACGCUGGGAAGAUCGUCAAGGUCAAGGGCUUCGUCAAGCGUGAUGACGCGCCCGUUAUCGAAGUCGUGUCCUCGUUCUUGUACCGUGGUCGCUACUCCGACUACGAGAACACAUUCGAGGUCGUCGAGGAGCCUGAGUAUCUCGUCGAGGUUGCGACAGAGGCGGAGGUUGGCGUGCUGCAGUCGAAGGAGUGGUUCGAAUGGGACGAUGAGUCCAAGCCUCUCCACGCAGGCACUGGCCUUGUGUUCCGCGUUAGGUCUGAGGUCACGUACCGCAACAAGACGUACUUCAAGACGGUCUCUGUAUCUGGCGACAUCUUCGUCCGCGACCAGCUCAAGCGCCUCGUCAAGGUCGGCUCGAUCGACUUCCUGCAGGACGACAGCCGUGGCAACCCCGUAAUCGCAUACCUCCAACGUCAUGGUACCCAGCAGGGCUCGCCUAGCCCGCUGACCAGCGAGGGCUACACGAUGAGCAAGUCGGGUACUACGACCUUUGCUUCCCCCGCAACGAACGAGCCUUACUCCAGGAUCUCCGGCGACUUCAACCCUAUCCACAUCAAUCCCUACUUCGCAGACUUCGCCGCACUUCCGGGAACGAUCACGCACGGCAUGUGGUCGAGCGCUGCUACAAGGCGCUAUGUCGAGACCGUUGUUGCACAGGGCAGGCCAGAUCGCGUCAGGGCAUACGACGUGACCUUCGUUGGCAUGAUUCUACCCCAAGACGAAUUGACGGUUAAGGUUAAGCACAUCGGCAUGCGAGACGGUAACAUCGUCGUCCGCGUUGAGACCACGAACUCUCAAGGCGAGAAGGUCCUCGAAGGCACUGCUGAGGUUGCCCAGCCGAAGACCGUCUAUGUCUUCACCGGCCAGGGUUCUCAAGAGGCGGGUAUGGGCAUGGACCUUUACAACAACUCGCCUGCAGCGCGCUCGGUUUGGGAGGCCGCUGACGCCCAUCUGACUGCUGUCUAUGGCUUCUCGAUCGUCGAAAUUGUCAAGGACAACCCGAAGGAGAAGACGAUUCACUUCGGUGGUAUCAAGGGUCAGGCUAUUCGCCAACGAUACAUGGACAUGACCUACGAUACGAUGGACAAGGACGGCAACGUCAAGACCCUCCCUCUCUUCGGCGACAUCAAUGCUCGCACUCAGCGCUACACGUUCAGUCACCCCACGGGCUUGCUCUUCGCUACGCAAUUCGCUCAGAUCGCUCUCGUCGUCACUGAGCGCGCGGCGUUCGAGGACAUGCGCUCGAAGGGUCUGGUUCAAAGCGGCGCACCCUUCGCCGGACACUCUCUCGGCGAGUACUCCGCUCUCGCAUCCAUCGCGGAUGUUCUGGCCAUCUCGUCUCUCGUCGACAUUGUCUUCUAUCGUGGCAUCACCAUGCAGCGUGCUGUCGAGCGUGACGCACAGAACCGCUCGAACUAUGCGAUGUGCGCAGUUAACCCCAGCCGUGUGUCGAAGACGUUCACGGACGCCGCCUUGCGUGAGGUUGUCGAUGACAUUGCGCAGAAGACCAACUGUCUUCUAGAGAUCGUGAACUACAACGUCGAGGGUCAACAAUAUGUCUGCGCUGGCGAACUCUUGGCUCUGCAGACGAUGACCAACGUCCUCAACUACCUCAAGAUUGAGAAGAUCGACAUACUGAAGUUGACGGAGAAGUUUACCAUUGAUCAAGUGAAGGAGAUGCUCGGCGAGAUCAUCAGCUCGUGCUUCGCGAAGGCCAAACAGCUGCAAGAAACCGAGGGCUACAUCAAGCUGGAGCGUGGGUUCGCAACUAUCCCUCUUCCUGGCAUCGACGUGCCUUUCCACUCCCGCUACCUCUGGGCCGGCGUCAUGCCCUUCAGAACGUACCUCUCGAAGAAGAUUAAUGCCGCACAUCUCAAUCCCGACACGCUCGUAGGCAAGUACGUGCCGAACCUCGUCGCACAGCCCUUCGAUGUUUCGAAGGAUUACGUCCAGCUCGUGUACGAUCGCACCCUGUCUGCCCGUCUCGACAAAGUCCUCCGCAAGUGGGACUCAGAAGAUUGGGCGUUGCCUGAGCAGCGUCAGAAGCUCGCGUAUAUCAUCCUCGUCGAGUUGCUUGCGUAUCAGUUCGCGUCGCCGGUGCGAUGGAUCGAGACUCAGGAUAUUCUGUUCACUCGUUAUGACUUCGAACGCCUCAUCGAGAUCGGGCCGUCGCCAACACUCACCGGCAUGGCCACCAGGACUUUGAAGGCAAAGUACGAGGUGCAAGACGACUCUGUCAGUCACAUGCGUGUCAUCCUUUGCCAUGCCAAGAACGUCAAGGAGGUCUACUACCAGUUCGAGGAUGAACCCGAGGCCGCCGAAGCUGAAGCAUCAGCGACGGAAGCUACACCUUCGCCUGCAGUCCCGGUCGCAUCUGUCGCCGCGGCCGCCCCGGCUCCCGCUGCGGCCGCAGCUGCCAGCGUCGAGGAUGUGCCUCUGAAGGCCAUCGAGGUAUUGAGCGUUAUUGUUGCUCAGAAACUCAAGAAGCGGGUCGACGAGGUGCCGCUCUCGAAGUCCAUCAAGGACCUGUCUGGCGGAAGUCCACGCUACAGAAUGAAAUCUCGGGGACCUCAGUUGGAGUUCUCCUCUGCACCUGAGAAAGGGGAGGAACUUCCCUUGGAGGAACUCGGCUCGGCGCUCGGGGUCGGUUUCUCUGGCAACCAGGGCAAGUACACGUCGGGACUCAUUGGACGACUCGUCGGUGGUAAGAUGCCGGGAGGUUUCAACAUGUCUGCCAUCAAGGCGUACCUCUCUAAGAGCUGGGGUCUCGGACCCUCUCGUGCUGACGGCGUGCUACUCCUGGGAACACAAUGGAACCCGCAAAGCGGCUUGGAUCUGAGGCGGAAGCGAAGGCCUGGUACUGCGGCAGGCGGCGGUGGUGGCGGAGCAUCUGGUCCUACCAUCAACAGCGAGGAAUUCUUGAAAUUCCAGGCGGGGCAGGAAUGGUUUGCCUCCCAACAAGUUGAACUGUACAUGCGAUACCUCAAACGCGACUCGCGCUCCGGAGAGCAUAAGUACGAGAACGAGAAGGUCAAUGUUGCGGCCCUCCAGUCUCGCCUAGACGCCAUCACUCGCGAGCACGGAGACACUUAUCUCGACGGCAUCCAGCCUGUCUUCGACGCGCUGAAGGCCAGACAUUUCGACUCCUCGUGGAACUGGGUCCGUCAAGACGCAUUGCUGAUGUUCUACGACAUCAUCUUCGGUCGCCUCACCACCGUCGACCGCGAGAUCACCGCUCGCUGUAUACAGAUCAUGAACCGCGCUGACCCGGAACUCGUCACGUACAUGCAGUACUACAUCGACAAGUGCGACCCGAGUCGCGGCGAGACGUACAAGCUUGCGAAACACCUGCCCCCUCUUUACAAGGAUGAUCUCCGCAAGGGGGAUAUUGUUUACUCCGAGGUCGUCAGAGAAAAUCGGCGAUACGAUCUCGGCCCCGUCAAAAUCCAGAAGAUCCAGGACGACGUCUUGAAGUUAUGGAACGUCGUCAAGUCUCAGCCGGAGAUCAGCGAGGAGCAGAAGAAUCGCAUCAAGGCGCUGUACGAAGGUGUCGUCCGUUCUUUGCGCAAGCGUCCGGAGUCGCGCCCUCGUAUCCGGUAUUGCGCCGUCUCCGCAGACAAGAUCCCGUUGUUGCAUUUGAAGCGUAAGGUCGGCACAACCUGGGAAUACAGCAGCAACCUCACAGGCGUGUACCUUGAUAUCUUGCACGAAAUCGCCACCUCUGGUACGAGCUUCAAAGACAAGAAUGCGCUCCUCACCGGCGUCGGGAAGGGUCCAUUGGCCCGCUUGACUGUCGAGUACUACCAAGGCAUUUUCCAGCGCUACGGGAGCAAGGGGUCUGCCUUGACCGUCGUUCCAUUCAACCAGGGAUCCAAGCAGGACGUCGAGGCGUUGGUCGACUACAUCUACUCCACUCUUGGCCUCGAUCUCGACUACAUCAUGCCGUUUGCUGCUGUGCCCGAAAAUGGCCGCGAGAUUGACGGUCUCGACGACAAGUCCGAGCUCGCCCAUCGCAUCAUGUGGACUCGUGGUACUGGUCUCAUGGACAGUACGAACACCGUCGCGCAAGAGGUCGAGAGUCACGGUGUCCGCACCUUCUCUGCGAAGGAGAUGGCAUUCAAUAUUCUCGAUCUUAACGGCGGCAUGGAUCGACUCCCUGACCUUGCUGAAAUCACCACGCGCAUCAGAUUGAGCCUCAACAAGAAGAGCGACCUUCGCCGUGCGAUCGCCCGCGACAACGCUGCAGAUUUCAAGGUGAUCAACGGAGUCGAGGCGGAACGAGUCCUGCAAACGGUCAACUUGCGCGGCAUGUUGGACCUCGACCAGACGAUCGUCAUCACUGGCUUCGCUGAGGUUGGGCCAUGGGGUAGCUCUCGCACGCGUUGGGAAAUGGAGGCUCGUGGAGAAUUUACCAUCGAAGGUUGCAUCGAGAUGGCCUGGAUGAUGGGUUGUAUCAAGCACUUCGACGGUCGCCUCAAGGACGGCUCUCUACGUGAGGAGCUCUACGAGAAGGAUUCUGAGCCACGCCGGCAUCCGUCUAUUGCCCGAGCUGUUCCGCGGUUACGACCCCAAGAGAAAUCUUUCAACCAGGAGAUCCAGCUGUCUCAUGACCUCGAGCCCUUCGAAGCUAGUCAAGUCGAGGCGGACAAUUCAAGUACGAGCACGGCGACAGCUGCGACAUCUGGGAGAUCGAGGGCGGACAUGAUCCCCACCGGUUGGGACGCCGGACGCUUCGGCAUUCCAGCGGAUAUCAUCGCUCAGACUGACCGCACUGCUCUCUGGACUCUCGUCGCUGCUGCGGACGCCCUCAACAUGUCCGGUGUCACUGACCCAUACGAGCUCUAUGAGCAUAUGCACCCGUCCGAGGUUGGCACCAGUAUCGGCAGUGGUAUGGGUGGCAUGGAAAGCUUGGGCAGGAUGUUCAAAGAUCGUCGCGACGAGAAGGAGGUACAGAAUGACAUCCUCCAGGAGACCUUCAUCAACACGACUGCGGGAUGGGUCAACCUCUUGCUUUUGUCGUCUUGUGGACCGGUGAAGAUCCCUGUCGGUGCAUGUGCAACCGCGCUGCAAUCCCUAGAGAUAGCGUGCGACACGUUGCUGUCCGGCAAGGCCAAGGUCAUGCUCGCGGGUGGUUACGAUGACUUCAGCGAAGAGGGUUCGUAUGAGUUCGCAAACAUGAAGGCUACUAGCAACUCGGAGACCGAGUUCGCGAUGGGCCGUGAGCCAACCGAGAUGUCGAGACCAGCUACGACAACUCGCGCAGGGUUUAUGGAGGCACAGGGAUCUGGAGUGCACGUCCUCAUGAGUGCCAAGACAGCGCUUGAACUCGGCUGCCCCAUCCGCGGUAUUGUCGCGUUCACGUCGACGUCGACUGACAAGGCCGGCCGAUCGGUUCCUGCGCCAGGUCGUGGUGCGCUGACCAUCGGCCGCGAGAUCCAAUCCAAGCAUCCCGCGCCAAUACUCGACGUUGCUUAUCGCUCCCGCCAGCUCGCCUUCCGCCGCAAACAAAUCUCGCAAUGGCUUGAGAACGAGCGUCAACUGCUGCAGGACGAGAUCGAAUUCCGCAAGAGCCAAGAUGCCGCUGUCGACGAGGAGUACGUCGCUCACCGUGUCGCAGACUUGGAGCAAGAAGCUGCUCGCCAGGAGAAGGAUGCACUGUCGACGUACGGCAUGCUGCACGGCACGGACCCGCGGGUCUCCCCUCUCCGGCGUGCGCUCGCCGUCUGGGGCCUGACUGCUGACGACAUCGAUGUCCUCUCCAUCCACGGUACCGGUACUGGCGCGAACGAGAGCAACGAGACUCACGUCUGGAAUGACAUCUUCUCGACAUCCACCGGACACCGGAAUGCUGUCCCUGUCAUGGCACAGAAGAGCAUCUGGGCCAUUCCAAGGGUGAGUGUGGGCAGCGGUAUUGUCGCUGGCAACCGUAACGCGGACAAUGUCGACUCGCACUUCAAGGACUACACUUACCUCAUGUUCCCUUCAAAGUCCAUCCACACUGACGGCAUCCGUGCGGGUGUCAUGUCCUCCUUCGGCUUCGGUCAAGUCGGCGGCACCUGCCUGAUCGUCAACCCGCGCUACCUGCUCGGCGCCCUCGAGCCGUCUGUCUACACGAGCUACAAGGCGAGGCACCUGCGCCGCGCACGGCUGGCGUACAAGGCGAUGAGCGAGAUGAUGAUUAGCAACACGCUCGUGCGCGUGAAGGACGGCCCGCCGUUCACGAAGGAGGUCGAGGCGAGCGUGAUGCUGAACCCGCUCGCGCGCACGUCGUACAACCCCAAGACGGGCAGCUACGCGUUCUCGAAGCUCGUGACGGAGGCCCCGGCGGACAGGCGAACGUCAAGGCGUGGCGGAACAUUGCGCUGUCGAGUGCUACGGCUGGUGUCGGAGCUGAUCUCAUCCGUGCCCUCGUGGAACCCGACGUUCGUGGAGCGCAACUUCACGGACGCGGAGAUCGCGUACUGCCGCAGCCAGCCGGCGCCCGAGGCGUCGUUCGCGGCGCGGUGGACCGGCAAGGAGGCAGUGUUCAAGUCGCUCGGGGUCGCGUCGCGCGGCGCGGGCGCGCCGAUGAAGGACAUUGAGAUCCUGCCGGACGAGGCGGGCGUCCCGACGGUCGCGCUCCACGGCGAGGCGAAGUCGGCUGCGGAGGCGAAGGGCGUGAAGAAGGUGCACUUGUCGCUGAGUCACUCGGAGACUGUCGCCAUUGCGUUUGCGCAGGCUGCGUCCUCGUGA